This is a messenger RNA of Penicillium atrosanguineum, 1131 nucleotides long. RefSeq names its product alpha-factor pheromone receptor STE2 (gene preB). Gene Ontology annotation, molecular function: mating-type factor pheromone receptor activity; pheromone binding. The record is from RefSeq and is a predicted model, not a curated record. The transcript has a single exon. Lineage: Eukaryota; Fungi; Ascomycota; Eurotiomycetes; Eurotiales; Aspergillaceae. Gene Ontology annotation, cellular component: membrane; G protein-coupled receptor homodimeric complex. Gene Ontology annotation, biological process: G protein-coupled receptor signaling pathway. Bases 1 to 1131 code for a protein of 376 amino acids.
AUGAACAUUACCUUUCCUGAGGGAAAUCCUGUCUAUCAGGUGAUCCAUUUCUGGAGACCCGAUGGCCAGGAGGUUUCGGUGAACAUCUACUCGCUCGAUGUAUUCUACCAGUACAAUGUUCGGAUCUGCAUCAAUUAUGGCUCUCAGCUCGGGGCUUCGGUCGUCCUUCUGGUCUUUCUACUUCUCCUGACACACAGCGACAAGCGCGGCUCAUUUGUGUUCGUUUUCAAUGGCCUGGCGUUGACGUUCAACACCUUGCGACUGCUCUUCGAAACCAUUCAUUUUUCCACCCCUUUCGAGAAGAUCUAUCCUUAUUUUUCCGGCGAUUACUCGAGCGUCGGGCCAAGAGCCUACGCCAUCUCUAUCUUGGGGACCGUCUUUGAGACCAUGCUUGUUAUGUGCAUCAUGGCCUCAUUGGUCGUGCAGGUGCAGGUAGUGUGCAAAACCCUGCGCCGUCGAUACCGAAGACCCUUGCUCGCGCUGUCUGUGCUGGUGGCAUUGGUACCCAUCGGAUUUCGCAUUGGAUGGAUGGUGAUCAACUGCAUGGCCAUCAUGGCCCUCGAGAGCACGGGUCCAUGGGUGUGGCUCCAGAGCGCACUCAACAUCGUAAUUACCGCCGCUAUCUGCUUUUUCUGUGCCAUUUUCGUUGCCAAGCUGGGUCAUGCAAUCACACAACGCCGCCGACUCGGUGUGCGUGAUUUCGGCCCUAUGAAGAUCAUUUUCGUCUGUGGUUGUCAGACCAUGACGAUUCCUGCUCUGUUUUCAAUCAUUCAGUAUUUUUCGCACGUUCCUGAGCUUGCCGACAACGUUCUGACCCUGGUUACACUUUCCCUGCCGCUGUCCUCGAUCUGGGCCGGCGCUGCACUGGAGAACGCCCAGCGAAUGGAGACACCUCGCAGCCCUCGCAACCUGUGGCGCGCACUCGCCUUCAACAUGAGCCGAUCGAUGCCUACGAACCGCUCGAGAACCGAGAUGACUGCUACGGGUUACACUGGACAGACUUUGUGCUAUACAGACCAACAAAUCAGCAAACCUUCGCAGGACUCGGAGAUGCCCUUGGCGAUCUCGGUUGAGCACGAUAUCUCCGUCGACUCUGUCAGACACUCUGGAAAGGGCAAAUCUUUGGUUUAG